AUCGGACGACCACAUAAGUAAAAUAAGAAAAGUGAUGAAAACCGUGACGAAAAUGUUAUUAAACGCAUUGUAAAAUGCUUAAAGUGCUAAUAAAUCUCACAUGCGAAACGCUGAAACGUGAAUUUAAUAUCAAAUCUGUGCAGAAUUUCAAAGUGCAAUAGCAAAUUGGGCAACCAGUGCAAUCAGUGCGAGUGCUAAACGCAAAUACAUAAAUAAAAACAAGCAAUAACCUUGUGGCAAUCGCUUGCAGUUCGAAACGCGCUGCGCUCUACAACAAAUACAUCAAGUAACAAAAUAGAAAGUCCAAUUACAACCAACAGCCGCCAGUGUAGUGAGUGUUGUGCGAAUUGCUUUCGUCUCAAUAACAAUAGUGCGCGUAAAUAUUAAUAUUCUCAAUAUCAAUAGUUCAUCUUCGCGCCAGUAGCAGUUUUGUUAAAACUGUUUCGUUUUCCGUGCAGGCCACUACAAAAAAAAAAAAAAAUAAAAAAUUCGAGGUGCACACACUGACAACCAAAUACAACGCACACAAACAAAACACACACAUACGCAUACAAACACAAUUAGGUUUAUACGCAGUUACGUAUUGGUGUGCAUACGAAAGACGUGCGCAAAAGAAUUCGAAAAUCUACUAAGUAAUUCCCAUUUGAAUAGUUCAAUUUGAAAAUACUAAAUAUCAACAACAAAAAAGAGUCUCAGCAACACAACAACAACAAAAAUAACAGCUGCAACAACAACAACAACAACAGGAAUAUUAUUGUAGUGAUUAGCGAACGAAAGAAAACAGGGAACGGAAACAGUUAGCUCGAUACAAUUUGAAUGCUGCUGCGGUUUUAUCAUUUGAAAGAAAAUGGUUUCGUUAAUUGAUACAAUCGAUGCGGCAGCAGAGGCUCAGAAGCAACGAACCGCUGCUGCCGCUGCCGCUGCGGCCACGACAACAACAUCAACAUCGACCAACAAAACAACAACAACGGGCAAUGCUGCAGGUGCUGUUGCUUUGACCGCCAGUGGAAAACCAAAGGAGAAACGAAGGAACAAUGAGAAGCGCAAGGAAAAGUCUCGCGAUGCGGCACGUUGUCGUCGCUCCAAGGAGACGGAAAUCUUUAUGGAAUUAUCGCAGGCGUUGCCCCUAAAACCCGACGAUGUCAAUCAGCUCGACAAGGCUUCGAUAAUGCGCAUUACAAUUGCCUAUCUCAAGAUACGUGAGAUGCUGCAGUUGGUGCCCAAGUGCAGUGAGUCAAUUAAACCGGAUAUUGACUCCAUCGAGGGGGCGCUGGUGAAGCCCAAGCUGGAGAAUGAGAACGAGGAUUGGCUAAAGUGUGCCGAGGCCAGUCAGCUGUUGAAACAGACGAUGGAUGGCUUUUUGCUGGUGCUAUCCAAUGAGGGUGACAUCACCUAUGUUUCCGAGAACAUUAUCGACUACUUGGGCAUCACAAAGAUUGACACGCUGGGCCAUCAGAUCUGGGAGUAUACGCAUCAGUGCGAUCAUGCGGAGAUCAAAGAGGCGCUCAAUCUCAAACGCAAUGGCAUCGCUGACAAGAUCAAGGAUGAGCAAUUGCUCGAAUCGGGGGUCAGCACACAUCAUCGCGAUCUAUUUGUGCGCAUGAAGUGCACAUUGACUAGCCGCGGACGCAGCAUCAACAUCAAGAGUGCCUCAUACAAGGUUAUUCACAUAACUGGACACUUGAGGGUCAAUAGCAAAGGCGAACGCGUUCUCAUCGCCAUUGGACGCCCCAUACCGCAUCCCUCGAACAUUGAAAUACCGCUGGGAACCAGCACUUUUUUGACCAAGCAUGCGCUAGACAUGAAAUUCACCUACGUUGACGACAAAAUGCUUGGACUGAUGGGCUAUGUGCCCAGCGAUCUAAUGGAGACAUCGCUAUUCGAUUGUCAGCAUGGCGGCGACUCGGAGCGUCUAAUGGCCACCUUUAAGAGCGUGCUGAGCAAGGGUCAGGGCGAGACCUGUCGCUAUCGUUUUCUGGCCAAAUGCGGUGGCUAUUGCUGGAUCGUGACUCAGGCAACGAUUGUCUACGAUAAGCUGAAGCCGCAGAGUGUUGUCUGCGUCAACUAUGUCAUUAGUAAUCUUGAGAACAAACAUGAGAUUUAUUCACUUGCACAACAAACGGCGGCAAGUGAGCAAAAGGAACACCAACAACCAGAAACACAGGAGCAACAAUUACCUGAAACUAACAACAACGACAUUGCAACUAAAACAACAACUGAGCAACAAGUUGUCGAUGAAACAACAGCAACAACAGUUGUAGAUAAACCCAAAGUGAUUGAGACUGCUAACGAAACAACUGCAACAACAGCAACAAUAAUAAUUGAACCAGUAGCAACCACCCAAUCAAGUCCAGCAACAACAUCAACUGCAACUGCAACUGCUGCAACAAACCCACCAGCAACACCAGCAUCAAACACCACAACAACCUCAAUUCUAAACAACAAACAAACAGAAACUGAAUUGUUUAUCAAACGCGAAAACAUUUCUCCCGGACCGCGAACAAUUACCGCUCAAUUACUUAGCAACACUUGCAACAGCAACACCAACGUCAACAGCAACUUGGUGCGUCCCAAAUCGGUAACAGCUUCGCUCAUACGCCCAACACCAACCACAGUAACUGCAGCAGCAACAACAACAACAUCAGUAGCAGCAACACCAACAUCUGCAGCAGCAACCGUUGCUGGUUACGUGAGCAACAAUAAGCAACGAAAUCAAACGUUAAACGUCGCCGCCGCUGCUGCUGCCGUCGCAUCACAGGCUUUACCGCCCACAACAACAGCAACAGCUGCAAUUCUAUCCUCUAGCAAACAGCAGCAACAACAGCAGCAACAGCAACAACAAGAUAUGAAUAUAAAUAUGAAAGAAUUCGUAUUGUUUGCUGACGAUGGCCGAGGCUCAACAAUGCUGAAAGAGGAACCAGAUGAUCUGUCACAUCAUUUGGGCAGCGGACCCUGUAUACAAUCCGAUGUGAUGACGGCGUUCAGCGAGAUGUUGGGCCUGAUUGGCGAUCCCUUUUUGUCCGAUGAGAUCUCACUGGAUGCGACCACCUGCUCGACAACGGCGAGUGGCCAACACUAUAACAGCAGCAACAAUAGCAGCUACAACAGCAACAGCAAUUGCCACAGCAGCAACAACAACAACAACACAAGCAGCAAUAGCAGCCACAAUAACAGCAGUAACAACAGCAAUAGCAAUAGUAGUAGAAAAAGUCACGGCGGCAGCAACACCAACAACAACAACAGUCAUCAGCAGCAACAGCAGCAACAACUGCAUCAACAUCAUCACGAUAACAGCAACAGCAGCAGCAACAUCGAUCCGCUCUUCAACUAUCGCGAUGCAUCAAAUGACACCAGUUGCUCGCAGCAUCUGCACUCGCCCAGUGUACAAGCAAAGAGUCCCGAGAUCAGCAGCCUGCCUUCGCUGUGCAGCCCCAAUUCGCUAAGUUUGGAUGAGGAUUAUUCGUAUGAGGAAUUCGGCAAGCGUGCUCCUUACAUCCCCCUCGACGACGAUGUGCCCAUUGUGCUCGAACGUGAUCUGAUGUGGUCCUCAUCGGCAGCCAUGGCCAAGGAUGUCGAGGCCAUGCAACAGCAGCAGUUGCCGCAGUUCAAGCAGCAACAGCAGCAGCCCAUCAGCAGCUAUCAUCAACCACUGCAACAUCAGCAGCAACACCAACAGCAGCAACAACAACAACAGCAGCAGCAGCAAUACUUUUCCAAUUCGCUGUGCUCGUCGCCCGCCUCGACAGUCUCCUCACUGUCGCCAUCGCCGGUGCAACAGCAUCAACAUCAGCAGCAACAGCAGCAGGAGCAAGCGAACGCUGUCUUCAACAAUGCCAGCGAAUUGGCCGCUUUGAUUUGUGGCACCGGCCCUGGCACGCUCUCCAUUCUUACCACACAUCAGCAGCAACAACAACAUCAGCAGCAGGAGCAGCAGCAAGAGCAACAGUUGCAGCAGCAACAACAGCAGCAGCAACAAUUGCUACAACAGCUGCAGCAACAGCAACAGGAGAUUAACGAGCAGCAGCAGCAGUUGCAACAGCAACAAUUGCAGUCGGAUCAGCUGACUUUGAGCAUCGAGUGCAAGCGAGAGAAAUACGAUGCGGCCAGCUUUUGUCCUUGUUCCAUUGACGAUGCAUUUGAGACGGACUACAGCAAGGAUUCCACAAAUUUGGAUUGCUGGACGGAUUUGUUGCAGAUGGGCGAGGCAGCAGCCAGUCCAGCAUUGUCACCUGCACCCAGCACCGUGACAACACUGCAAAUGUUGCAGCAACAACAAGUGCAGCAGCAGCAACAACAACAGCAGCAGAACAUUAUAUUGAAUGCCGUGCCAUUGAUCGCCAUACAGAAUAGCAAGAGUUUGUUGCAGCAAACUGCGGAGCAGGAGGAACAAUUGUUGCAGCCAGCAAACAAGUUGCCAGCAAUGAGGCUAUUGAAUGGCGCCAAUUUGGGUGCACUCAACACCAAGGCAGCCAUACGUCUCGUGGAGAGUAAAACGAGCAGCGCGCCGCUGGUGAAGACAACCGUGUUGCAAGCAUUGGUGCCACAGCAGCAGCAGCAGCAACAUGGCAACAAGCGACACUUGAACAGCGCUGCAGCAGCUGUCAGUGCUGUGGAAUCGAAGCGUUUGAAGAGCGGCACAAUGACCGUCGAAGUGCAAUCGCAGUCGCAAUCACAGUUGUUGCAACAGCUGAUGGGCAAGGAGCAACAGCAGCAGCAACAACAGCAGCCAACGAAGCGACAAUCGAACAGCGAACGCUGGUCGGCAGCGGAAGCCAAGCAGCAGAAGCAACAGCAGCAGCAACAACAGCAGCAGCAACAGUCGAAUUCGGUGCUAAAGAAUCUGCUAGUCAGUGGACGUGAUGUGAAUGUUGAAACUGCUGAACCCAUGGUAAUCGAUGACAACUCCAUGGACCAGGUGAUGACACCCAUCUUUGAAGUUGGUGAUGCCUCCAAGUACACCAUGCCGUUGCACUGUCAUACUUCAACAGCUUCGGUGCUGCGCAACUAUCGCCACAAUCCGCUGAUUAGUGGAACCAGUCUGCAGUUGUCGCCUGUAUUCCAGGCACCGAGCUGCGAUGGCGAUGCCAGUUCGGUUGCUUCUUUGGAUGACUCUAUGCCGCCGGCUUUGACACCUUGCGACACGGAUGCGUCCAGCGACAGUGGCAUCGAUGACAACAGUCUGGUUGAGGCGCGUAACCAGCAGCUGACCCACAACAACAACAUCAAUGAGACCCAUGAACAGAACGAGACAACACCGCCGCCACUUGAUGUGGUUGCUUUGCCCCCGGCACCGCCGCCGCUUGAGGCCGACAUCGAUGAGAAGGAGGAGACACUUGGCAGCAAUGGCACCAGUCGUAAAUCUUCGAUAUCCUUCAUGGACAGCAGCAAUCCCCUGCAGCAUCACGAGCUGUGGAAGGAGCUCUGCACCGCUGACUACAACAUGAGCGACAUGGAGUUGACCGAGAAUCAACUGGAGACGGUGCUGGGAUGGCCAGAGAUAGCCUAAGACCCAGAACAUAGCACACUUUUCAUCCAAGAGGGGUCAAAACUGCAUUUUUACGUAGGCAUUUCUUUUGUUUAGAUUCUUUUUUGGCAUUGUUUGUUUGUUAUUUGCAACACGUUAAGAAUAAUGAUGAGAGCAUUUGAAAAUUUGAAGACGAAUCAAGUGAAAAUCAAAGCAUAUAACCAAAAGAUUGAUGUUAAUGAGCCUUGCGUAAAAAUAGAAAAAAAAAACCAAACACGAAAUGAAAAACAAAACCCAAAAUUGACACACAAAAACACUGAGACACAUGAAAACAGGAAAAGUUCAACAUAUUUUGAAUAGUUUUUUGUAGCAAACUUUAACUGCCUAGAACAGAUGAAUAUAUAUGAGUAUGUAAUUUAGUUUUUAAUGGUUCUACACACAAACAGAAAAAAUCACACACAUACAAAAAAAAUAUGGAAAACGUAAAAAACAUAUACAUGCAUACAUACAUAUUAUACACAUAUACAACAUAUAUUGAUGUAAGGAAAAGCAUAAAGAAAAAUAUUCAUAGUUUUUUGCUUGUAAAGGCUCAAGUAAUAUUUCUGGUGACGGUUGUAAUCCGAUCAACAUUCAAUCGCAAAAGCUGUGAACACAAAAAAAAUUUCAAAAUGUUCUACAAAAAAGAAAAGCCAGCAAAAAAAAAUAAUAAUAAUAAUAAU
Drosophila albomicans is the source of this 6183-nucleotide messenger RNA. It is a transcript of the gene sima, whose product is annotated as protein similar. Gene Ontology annotation, molecular function: DNA-binding transcription factor activity, RNA polymerase II-specific; RNA polymerase II transcription regulatory region sequence-specific DNA binding; protein dimerization activity. The transcript has 12 exons. Lineage: Eukaryota; Metazoa; Arthropoda; Insecta; Diptera; Drosophilidae. Bases 848 to 5506 code for a protein of 1552 amino acids. Gene Ontology annotation, biological process: cellular response to hypoxia; regulation of transcription by RNA polymerase II. The record is from RefSeq and is a predicted model, not a curated record.